Messenger RNA from Archocentrus centrarchus (flier cichlid), 1552 nucleotides. RefSeq lists its product as uncharacterized. The transcript has 4 exons. Bases 325 to 1401 code for a protein of 358 amino acids. Gene Ontology annotation, molecular function: protein dimerization activity. The record is from RefSeq and is a predicted model, not a curated record. Lineage: Eukaryota; Metazoa; Chordata; Actinopteri; Cichliformes; Cichlidae.
UGGCUAAUUUUUUUUAAAACAUUGUGUGAUUGGACAAUCCCCGAUUCGACUCAUUAGCGCAGCUGCAGUUCGUUAGGUCAUUCACGUUUACGUUUGCAAAGUGGAGUAGUUUCAAAAUGAGAGAAAAUUCUGUUUUGUCUUUACAAAAAAAUGCUUUUACAAAGCGUUCACUUGAAGAAAAAAACAGGAUAAAGGAGCUUGGACCGGAUCGUCCCAAUUUACAAAUUCAGCAGCAGGCAAGUGAUCGUGGACGAUCCUACACGCGGGCUUUUUCCAGCUCUUCUUAUGACAAGCGGAGUUGGCUAGCUGGAUGUGAUGUAAGCAAUGCCUUUUACUGCUUUCCGUGUUUGCUAUUUCAAAGUUCUGGCACGGAGGCAAUGUGGACAACAACUGGGCUUUUUUUCCAGAUCAUCCAAGCGCACAAGCGUUCUUGAUAAAGUUGUGGCCCACAGACUACCAGCAUCCAGCAAUGUCAGAUGGAACUUUCACAGCUGUGCCAUCAAUACUGUGUUUGAGCACAGAGAGGACCUCAUCCGCUGUUUCCAAAGCAUACAAGACUCUGGUGAGUUUGACCCCAUUACCAUCAGAGAGGCUGGAGCAUUUGCCAUGCUACUGGAGGAUCAGGAUUUUAAGUUCUUUCUGCAACUUUUCCACCAUAUCAUGCCUCAUGUGGACCUUCUCUAUGCCAAACUCCAGAAGAAGGUCAUAGAUUCAGUCUGUAUCCAGGAGAGCAUCCAACAGUUCCAGCAGGACAUUCAAAAGAUCAGAAAUUCUCUCCACUCCAUGGUUGGACAAAGCAGUGUAGGUAGUAGUCAGCCAGUGAAGAAGCGUCGGACACUCAGUGUAGAAGACCAUGAAAGGAUUGCUGCAGAGGUCUGUGAUAUCAUACUGGGACACACCAGGGAGCGCUUUUCUUUCACAAACCACCUUGUUAGUGCCACACUCCUGCAGGGGGACAGAUUUGAACAAUACAACACAGCAUUUCCUGAAGAUGCACUGAGCAACACCUUAAAAGCCUAUCCAGUGCUCAAUCGAGGUAAGCUGAAGACAGAGCUUACUCUCAUCUACAGCAAGGAAGAGUUCAAAGCCUGUUGUGGUGCUGUGGGCCUACUCCAGCUGUUUAUGGAAAACAAUCUAGAAGAAGUCUUUUCAGAAACUGUCACGCUCUUGAAGAUCCUCAUCACCACACCCAUGACCACAGCAGAAGCUGAACGGUGCUUUUCAACUCUGAAAAGAAUCAAGACUUUUCUGAGAAACUCAAUGACUCAGGACAGGCUGAAUGCAUUGGCCAUGUUGUCAAUGGAGAAAAGACUAGUCACAGAGAUGACUGACUUUAACAAGAAUGUAAUUGAGAAAUUUGCAGGGCAGAAGGAAAGGAGCACAAAAUUCAUGUUCAAAUAGUGCUAUUUUUUAAGAUUAGUUUUGUUUGUUUUUCAUUUGUUUGUUUGUGUGCGCCCCCCUCAGUUUUUUUAGUACCAGCCGCCACUGAUUAAACCUGACCUCUUGAUUGUGUCUGUAGUAGUGGUGCCUUUUAGAGCAUUUUUAACAGAAU